Molecule: messenger RNA, 1620 nt
Organism: Exophiala spinifera
Lineage: Eukaryota; Fungi; Ascomycota; Eurotiomycetes; Chaetothyriales; Herpotrichiellaceae
Exons: 3
Coding region: 1-1620 (539 amino acids)
Biological process (GO): proton transmembrane transport
Cellular component (GO): membrane
Molecular function (GO): antiporter activity
Source: RefSeq, a predicted model, not a curated record
AUGGUGGAUGCGGCAAUUCCAUACCCAGAACCGAGCAUCGACAUCAUCCUGGUUCAGUCUUCGUUUCUUUUGCUCUCCAAUAUUGUUAGCACCAUUCUUGACCAUGUCUUCUACUGUGGUCUUGUGGGACAGAUUGUCUUGGGUAUGGCAUGGGGAACUCCUGGCUCGAAGCUCCUGUCUCAUACGUUCGAACAAGCGGCGACCCAGCUUGGCUAUCUAGGCUUGAUCUCCAUUGUGUUUGAAGGUGGCCUGGCAACUUCGGUCAAGUCUGUGCAGGAGAACUUGUUCCUCUCCAUAUGCGUUGCUGCCACAGGCAUUUCACUCCCAAUUGUAUUUUCUUUCUCUCUUCUUGCCCUCACCGAUGCUAGCAAUCUCCAAGCCUUUGCUGCUGGGGCUGCACUGUGUUCUACCAGCCUAGGGACAACCUUCAGUCUGUUGAAGACGACAGGGCUAACUACAAGUCGUUUGGGCAUAAUACUUACGAGUGCUGCAAUGCUUGACGAUGUGGUUGGUCUAAUCAUGGUGCAAGUCAUAACCAAUCUGGGAAGCCAUUCCGGAGACUUUGCAGCCUCAACUCUGUUGCGGCCAAUCUUGGUGUCUCUGGGGUUCGCGAUUUUAUUACCUCUGUUUUGCAAGUUUGUGUCCAUCCCUGCAUGCAAAAUUUGGAGUAAGAGCAAACUCCCGUUCCCAAGGUGGUGGGACAAGGUCAACAAGCAAAAUUCUCUUUCGUUACUUUAUUCAACUGGAGUGUUGAUAGCACUUGUUUCCGCUGCGACAUAUGCAGGCACUUCAGCACUGUUUGCCGCUUACCUUGCCGGUGUCUUUCUUUCCUGGUUCGAUGAGCAGAUUGGCGACGUGGAAAGGACUGGGUCGGCUGACGGCGCAAAACAACAGUCGAUCUCAGAUUCAGAAAAGAUCAACCCUAACCAUGCGGACCUUCAACCUUGUCCAAGCUCGCGGCUACCCCCGCCACCGCCAGAAGAAGGCCAUGCGAAAAGCGAGACCGCACGCUCAGCAGAACAUCCAGGGGGAUAUAUCCGACUCAACGGGCCUAGUAUGUGCAUGUACGACCAAUAUUACAGCCCAGUGGUGGAGCGAAUCCUGAAGCCUCUGUUCUUUGGAUCUAUUGGCUUUUCCAUACCUAUCACUGAAAUGUUCCGGGGAACUAUCGUCUGGCGUGGCAUUGUAUAUGCUAUGUUGAUGGCCUUUGGGAAGGUUUGUUGUGGACUAUGGCUCGUCCGUUUCACGUAUGACUCUGCCUCCAAGACCAAGACAACUGGCAAAAACAAGGAGAAGAAACAGGGCAAAACAGUUCCUCGACCCAAAUCCCUUUAUCCCGCCUGGCUACUGGGUUCUGCAAUGGUUGUCAGAGGUGAGAUUGGGUUCUUGAUCUCCGCUCUCGCCGCAAGCAAUGGAAUUUUCGCCGCCGAUGGAGAUAAUGUCCGAGCACCCUCUGAAAUCUACCUCGUCGUGACGUGGGCGAUCUUGUUAUGCACAAUAACAAUACCAAUUGCUCUCGGACUCGUCGCGAAGAGAGUCAAACGGCUUCAGAAACAAAGACAACAGAAUGGAGAUGCAGCCGGUCAAGAUCCAUUAGGUACAUGGGGAGUUGGUGGUUGA